This is a messenger RNA of Durusdinium trenchii, 983 nucleotides long. The record is from the annotation of a GenBank genome assembly. Lineage: Eukaryota; Dinophyceae; Suessiales; Symbiodiniaceae.
AGCCCAUCUGAUUCCAUCAAGCUCAGCGCCGAGCCAAGCUGCCGGGAGUGGAAGUUCCUCCGGUGGAACAUUCUCAAGGUGUGCCAAUCCUGAUUGUCCCUGCACAUCAUCUUUCAGUGGCCUACAGGAGCAUGAUGCCCUGUCCUGGAGAUGGCUGGGUUGACAAGACCAGCCUUGCUUGUUCGUGGAAGUCUCACGGUUUUCUGUCUCCAGAGAGACAUUUAAUAGGUAUGACUAUGGCAGCCAAUUCCAAAACUAAAUGUCCACUGUAGCUCGCACUGUCUAACUAUGUAUAUGAAUAGAGAGAGAGAGAGAGUAACAAGAGUCCCUUGCAGCUGAAGGAAAUGUGCACAAUGCUCCGCAAGCCCCUCCGGCCAACCAGUGCGCUGCCGGGUGUGGUAGACCAAGCUUCAAUGGCCAGGUUCUGCGGGCUUACGUGCCGCCAGAAGUUUGCAAAGCCGACGCCUACAGUAAGAGCAUCGCAGCCAAGCAAGCGAGGCCCAGAUGUGCUUGCCAUGGGCGGCAAGGGCCAAACCUUUGAAGCUUGGCAUGGCACCUCCAGGACGAAUGCCUUGCAGAUCAAGAGCUCUGGAUGCUUCCGAGUGGACACCCCUGCAGAUGGCUGUCUUGGCAAAGGCGCCUACUUCGCAGGCAGGCGUAAGGCUGAGCGCUUUGCGCAUGAUUUCGGCCAAGGGCAGCCUGCCUUGGUGAGGUGCAGCAUCACUGUUCAAAAUCCAUGCUACGUGGAUGGUGAUGAUAGGUCGUGGCAAGCAAGGUACCUCGAAAUCCUCGAAUCCCGAAUGGUGCAUUGCUUCCAACUCGUGCAUCCAAGUCGUGGAGGUCGUGGAUCUGAGAGGACAGGCACGCCCAGCGAAUUGAGCAGGUCAAAAGACCCUGCAUGAAUAAUGCAAACGCCAGAUAUGUUGACUUUUCUUCUUUGUCACGGGGUUCUGAUGCCAGCUUCUUCACUGCUGUUAUUGCAC